CAUUCUCUCCGGAACAUGCCGCAACGUUAAUAUGUUAACGUUGAUUAACGUUAAUUGUUGCUCCGAGAGAGGAGACUCCUGCGAAAUCCGACUGAAUAAAGAUGCCCAAAGUGCGAAGUGCUUAGAUGGAAGCCAAAGCGUUGUGCAGCUAGAGAACGGGAGGUGAGCGUGCUGACAGCCUACAUCCGGGCAUUGGAAGGCGGCAGCACCGGGAGGUGUGCGAGCUGACUGCGCCCCGGGAGCCUCGCAGGGGAAACCUUAAACCCCGACCCACUAGGAGGCCUCACUUUCACGUCUGAACGUGGUUGCCUGGAAGCUGCAAUCUGAACGGACGCCACCUCUGAGAGGUCUUUCCUGACUCAUACUAGAAUAAGGGCCUCAUGAAUAGGAAUGCCUUCCCACAUACUGGAAUUGGACAAAAUGGAUGAAGAUCGAUUAAGCAAAGAAGUUUUGGAUAAGUUUGUCAAUUGUCAUGAGCAAACCUAUGAAGAAUUUCUAAAUACCUUUAUUCAUCUUUCAAAAGAGGAUAAAGUGAUUAAAGGGGGAGCACGUGGAACCAGUUCUUCAGAAAACACAUCUACCUCUGUAAAAUUUCCUCAGAAAAGUGGCUCAAAUGGACAUUAUUUUAGAAAUACAGCCAUCGUUCCUCACACUUCAUCACAAUAUUCAGAAGUGGAACAGAUACUGAUCAAUGAAGGCCAAAAAGUUGGCGGUUCCUUUCAAGGUGAUCUAGUGCGGGCAGGAGAGGUGAAGGUGGACAAUUUUCUAGAUUUAGAAGAUUUGGACCUGGAUGAAGAGAAUGAGCCCCAAAUGAGCAAGGACGUGCUGCUGCUGCUUCCAGGAGAAGUGGAGCCGGACGUGAGCCCCAGUGCUCCUCCCCGCGUUUCCUCGGCCGACCAGCCUGUGGCCUCUGAGGGGAAGCCGAAACCCACCAUGCAAAGAACACACAGCCAACGCGAGGAGAUACUUGGAGAUGAGGUUCAACCCUUCUCUCUUGAUGAAGAGUUUGAUUAUGACAACCUGACUCUCACCCCUAAGUUCACUGCUGAAGAGAUAGAGGCCCUCAAAGAGCUAUCGAAGCAAGAGAGGAAGGACAGCGACACAGACUUAGGGGAACCCCAGGACUGAGUCAUGACCUCUCAUUUGAUGGCAGAGCAACUAACAAGACUGAAGAAAUCACUUCUCUUCCUGAAUUCUCUCCCUGGGAAUAUCAUCUCAUCUCCUUGGUGAUGAAGGAGAAUGACACAUGCAAAACACUAUAACACAGAGAAAGUUGCCUAUGUGGGUCAUCCUGGUCCCAUGUGUCCACAAAUAGUGUAUCAGUGUGAUGGUUGAGAGAUUAGGCUUCUGGGAUUUAUUGGGAAGAGCUUCACUGAGAAUGAAGGUGUGUGUGAAAGGUGAUUUUAUGUUACACAUGGCAUUCUUGGAUUUUUUUUUAAUGACCAUCAAACCAUGUGUGUUGGUAACAAAGUACAAGGAAUGAACUGUGUUUUAUAAAGCUUAAGGUUCACCUUAAAAAGGCAGGACAACCAAAGAAGGUUAAAAAACAUCAUGGGGGCUGGAGAGAUGGCUUAGCAGUUAAGCACUUGCCUAUGAAGCCUAAGGACCCCAGUUCUAGGCUCAGUUCCCUAGGACCCACAUUAGCCAGAUGCACAAGGGUGUGCAU
Jaculus jaculus (lesser Egyptian jerboa) is the source of this 1666-nucleotide messenger RNA. RefSeq names its product intraflagellar transport associated protein (gene Iftap). Gene Ontology annotation, biological process: acrosome reaction; spermatogenesis. Gene Ontology annotation, molecular function: intraciliary transport particle A binding. The coding region runs from base 391 to 1128 and encodes 245 amino acids. Gene Ontology annotation, cellular component: 9+0 non-motile cilium; cytosol. NCBI's taxonomy places the organism in Eukaryota, Metazoa, Chordata, Mammalia, Rodentia, Dipodidae. The transcript has 8 exons. The record is from RefSeq and is a predicted model, not a curated record.